UCACUUGUACCUGCCAGCUACAGUACUCAGUAACUCUAUUUGGUCAAGAACAACAACUGAAUGUUGUUUGAAAUUUAAAAAUAAAAAUAAACACAAAAGCAGCACUAAGAGGAAAUAUCCAAGCAUGGAAACUUACAAUUACACAGGAGACUAUUCAGGAGAUACAGACUAUGAAGAUGAAAGUUGCAAUAAGGAGGAUGUUCAAAACUUUGGAGCCAUUGUAACACCCAUUCUUUACACCCUGGUUAUAGUUUUGAGCCUCAUUGGGAAUCUGUUGGUCCUGUGGAUCCUGGUAAAAUGUGAAAAUUUGAAAUCAAUCACAAACAUUUUUAUUCUAAACCUUGCUGUCUCAGAUUUGCUUUUCACAUUUUCGUUGCCUUUUUGGGCUUUUACCUAUACAUACAGGUAUGGUUGGGUCUUUGGAGGAGAUAUGUGCAAAGUCAUACAAGCUACCUUUUAUGGUGGUUUUUACAGCGGUAUACUUUUCCUGACAAUGAUGACUAUCCAUCGCUAUAUUGCAGUGGUUCAUCCACUAUAUGACCUAGGGUCAAGGAAGAGUUGUUACGGCAUCACAGCAACAGUGGUCAUUUGGCUUGUCAGUAUUUUAGCAGUAGUGCCUGUAAUAUACUUCAACGAAGUAAAAGCGGAACAAUCGGAUAGUAAUGUUAUGACCUGUGACUAUCACACACACCCAUGGAAGCAAAUAGGAGCAUAUCAGCAAAAUGUUUUUUUUUUAGUUGCCUUUUCUGUUAUUAUAUACUGUUAUUUCAGAAUACUUAAGAAAUUACUUCAGUCCAAAACACAUAAGCGUUAUAGAACAGUUAAACUCAUAUUCUCUAUUGUGGUUGUCUUCUUUUUUGGGUGGGCCCCUUUCAAUGUUGUUAUCUUCUUACGGACACUGGUACAUUUUGACAUACAAUAUUUUACAGACUGCACAGUGAGUAAACACCUUGAUUAUGCAUUGUAUAUUUGCAGAAAGAUUGCCUUUUUCCACUGUUGCCUCAACCCAGUUUUUUAUGCCUUUGUGGGAGUGAAAUUCAGAAACCAUCUGAAGACUUUGUUGCAGAAAUGUUGGUUCUAUAAGAAUACCGAAGAGCAGCCAAUGACUCCCACUCGAGUUCGUUUCAGCUCUCAUGGAGAAGGCUCAAUUUACUGAGAAAUAUUUGGAGACGGACUGCACCUUUAACCUUAGCUAGAAGUAACAACAUGUUUGAGAGUUAGUUUUUAAACAUGCAAUUAGAAGAUACAUAGCAGUGGUUAAAAAAAAGGUAUUUUCAAUACUUCUAUACUUUGACGUGUGUGAAUAUUAAUGUAAAGAUAAUGGCUAACAAAUAUAAACAUAUUUUAUGAUUUUGCCCCAUUUAUCGCUACCGUAGAUGUCAUUUGUUACAUUGUACUGUAAAUAAGAUACUUUCCAAUGAUUUAAUAUACUUUUUUAAAACACAUUAAUGUCCAUUGCAUUGUUUUGUUCUGUAGUACAACACCAGAGAUUGGCUGGAGUUAUGUUUUGUGGAGGGCUCUGUUUUUCAGAACAUAAAGUUGUUAGAUUUUCUUCAUUGAAAAGAAUAAACAAGUGAUUGAAGAGUAAAAAUAUGCUGAAAGUAUAUUGAUUGAUAAGAUAAUGCUUUAUCUUAACUUCAACAAUAGCCAACAGCUUAAGCUUUUUAAGUUUUUUAAUUCCAAUUUGGUUAAAAUUUUGCCAAACUAGAUAGUGUUGUCAGAGGUCCCAAGCAAGUUCCUUAAGCUACCAGAAUGUUUAGAAAAAUAUGGCAGUGAAGUAGACAUUUAAUAUUAAGUUUUCAAUAUUUCAAUCAAUUAAAUCUGUGCAGCUAACACCUUUGUUUGUACACAAGGAAAACAGGGAAGGAGCAACCCAGCACUGAGUUAUUAGUUCCCAUUCCGUCUUACAAAAAUGACCACAUUAUGUCUGACCUUUUAUUAUGAAGUUUUUACUUGAUUUUAUUAUUAUUAAUUAGACAAGAUUUAAAAAAUAAUGUAUGUUUUAUUAAAUAUUGUACUUAUAACUGAUUUAUUAAAUAUGUAGAUUUUGUAUUCCUAAUUUGUUUUGUGUGACAAUUUUGACUAUACAGUUUGAUAUUUGUAUUAGCUUCUAACAGCACUAUUUGUAAAUUAAAAAAAAAAAAACAUAC
Molecule: messenger RNA, 2150 nt
Organism: Acipenser ruthenus (sterlet)
Lineage: Eukaryota; Metazoa; Chordata; Actinopteri; Acipenseriformes; Acipenseridae
Product: chemokine XC receptor 1-like
Exons: 2
Coding region: 125-1156 (343 amino acids)
Biological process (GO): G protein-coupled receptor signaling pathway; immune response; chemotaxis
Cellular component (GO): membrane
Molecular function (GO): chemokine receptor activity
Source: RefSeq, a predicted model, not a curated record